This is a messenger RNA of Symbiodinium necroappetens, 1671 nucleotides long. Lineage: Eukaryota; Dinophyceae; Suessiales; Symbiodiniaceae. The record is from the annotation of a GenBank genome assembly.
AUGUUUAGCUCUCCUGAGUCCGGUGACAAGGAGAAGGAGGUCUACGAGGCAGACCUGAAGGAGGCCGCAGCGCGGCGGUUCUCCGGGAUGAUGUGGCCGGCAGAGGGCAUCCCUCCACCGGACUUCGUGGAGGUGCGGGUGCUGGGCCCGCGGCGCGCCACGGCCGAGGAAGCGCGGAAAGAUGGCUGUGACUUGAAGCGUCUCGCAUUUAGGAUCGUCGAGAAGCGCUUUAGUCUCCAGGAGAUAUGGAGACGGUGCUACUUCCUGGAAAGCAAGCAGUGGAGUGAGCUGGCAGGGGAGGACAUCCUGGAGACGUCCGAGAGCCUUGUGCCAGAGUUUAUUGCGGCCCAACAGUCGAAGAAAGAGACCUUCGAGUCCACUGCCGAGUGGUUUCAGGCAAACAACAAGAGGAGAGACUAUGAGGAGAACUUCGCCCCCGUCGGUCCCUCCUGGGCUGCAGUACAGGCUCAGACGCCGGUGCCUCGCCAGCCGGGCAUUUGGUACAUGCACGAACGCCAGAACUCGGAGGGCAAACAUGUUCCAUUCCUUUUCUUCAAUGCGUUUACCGGUAAGUACUACCGGAACCGCUCGACGGAGGUCACCUACGUGCCAGCCAAGAGCCGAUGGAUUCAGACGGGCAUCCCGCACUCAUCCGAGGAGCAUCCCAUGAAGAUGGCUCACGGAUCCGUGUGCCUGCCCACUUCGAGUGGGCGCAAGGACGAUAUGGCGGUCAUUCUGCCUGAACUGUCUCGCACAGCCUCGCUGCUGAAGCAGCCGCUGCCUUUCAUGGACAAGCCUGCAGCCCUCUUCCUUCUGGUUGAUGGACUACGGCAGUCGAACCUUGCGGCAGAGUGGUGUGCGAGGAGGCUUCACACGCAUCUGCUGCCGCGCCUCUCAGCAUGCCAUUCAGAACCCGAAGACAGCGAGCUGGUUGCCCUGGUGAAAGAGGCCUUGGAGCACCUGGACCACGCACUCCUGGAGAGUCCUGCUCGGUACGCCGGGUGCUGCUUGGCUUUGGCCUUGCUUUUAGGCAGGCGGCUGAUCAUUUGCAGCAUGGGUGGCUGCCGUGCAGUGGUCUGCUCACCUCCGGCUCCACCGGAGGAGCCGGUGGCCAAGAAAGGCGUGGCUACUCGCAGCACGUGGAGCUGCCGCGCUGUGGAAGGUGGCCUGCCUGGCCACACGAAAUUAGAAGUUACGGCGUCCCAGCGACGCCGGAGAGCUGAGGCCUACGGCCCCCUCGAUUUCGAGGGGCGACCGGGAGAUGAGUUGCAGGCAGCCUCGGCGAGCCAGGAGAUGCUGGCAAAGGAGCCUUCCGAUAGAGACCGAGCCGUGCGAAGGGCCCUGCGUGCUGCCCAUCCCUAUGCGGCUCUGGGCCUCAGCUUGGCAGAGGCUGUUGCUGCCGGCGCCGGGAAAAAAGCCGUGGAGGCCUUUGAAACGCUGCUGGGGCCUGGCAAGGGCGAUCUGAAGACAGAAUCUGCCCGAAGUCGCGUGAAGGCAGCUGGGGAGGCGAUAGACAGGAUGCUGGCGCAGGACAUCUUCGGCGCGCAGCAGCUGGCAGAGCUUUUCUACAUCAUGGACGAGGAGGGUGGCAUCGUCAGCCAGCAGCGCGCCGCCGCGCUGCUGGCGCUGGCGCCCGGGUGCGGCGAGGCCCAAAAGGGAGGGGAAGGGUAG